Molecule: messenger RNA, 1827 nt
Organism: Culicoides brevitarsis
Lineage: Eukaryota; Metazoa; Arthropoda; Insecta; Diptera; Ceratopogonidae
Gene: Pal2
Product: peptidyl-alpha-hydroxyglycine alpha-amidating lyase 2
Exons: 2
Coding region: 280-1401 (373 amino acids)
Biological process (GO): peptide metabolic process
Cellular component (GO): membrane; extracellular region
Molecular function (GO): protein binding; catalytic activity
Source: RefSeq, a predicted model, not a curated record
AGUGAUAAGAAAUCGUCUGGAAUACUUUUUUCCAGCUAAAAUUAAAAAUUUAACAUUAAAAAAGGAAUUUUUAGCGUAAUUUAUUUUGAAUUUUCGACCCCAAAACGUCAAAAGAACGAAAUUUUAUCAAAAUUUUGGAUAAUAUUCAAAAAAAUUUGGAGUUUGAGUGAAUUUCACUUGAUGACGUAGUUGAUUUCCCUUUCCCCCAAGAGCAGCAAGACAUGAAAAACUAAGAAAAAAAUUGUUUCGAGAAGGAAAAAGAGGUGAAAAAGCACAAAAAUGGCAAAUCUGAUGAUUUUUUCGUACAUUUGCGUGUUCACGUUGACCAUAAUUGUGCAUGGGUCGCGAAUUAACGACGAAUUUUUCGACGAGGUGCGACAGCUGUUAGUGCAAAAGCAGCAGCUGCAACAGCAAGAGGACAGUAACGAAGGCCAAUUCGAGCAAUAUCGCUACCAGAAUGUCGAUAGUCCCCCGAAACCGCGCGAAAUCAAGGGAUGGCCCAGUGUUCCGCUGAAAAAUAUCGGCCAGAUAACAGCUGUUUCGGUGAAUCCUGAUGGCAAUCCUGUCAUUUUCCAUCGAGCUGAUCGUGUCUGGAAUGCAGAGACUUUUAACGACACCGAUUACUACCAACUGAUGCCAGAUGGUCCGAUUCAGGGUAAUACAAUUCUGACUCUUGAUGCUCGUGAUGGCUCCGUCAUCGAAGAACGUGGCAGAGGAUUGUUCUACAUGCCUCAUGGCAUGACCAUCGAUCGUCUCGGCGGUAAUUUGUGGCUUACGGAUGUCGCGUUGCACCAAGUUUUCAAAUUCAAGCCCGGCAAUGAUUAUCCUUCCAUUACUCUGGGACGUCGUUUCGAGCCGGGAGUGUCGCGGUAUCAUCUCUGCAAGCCAACGAGCGUUGCUGUUGCGUCUACAGGGGAAAUUUUCGUCGCCGAUGGAUAUUGCAAUAAUCGCGUGAUGAAAUAUAACGCAUUGGGACGUCUAAUUCGCAUCAUGCCGCAACCCCCGGAAUUUUUGUCGUUGCAAGUUCCGCACGGAUUGACGUUGCUCGAGCAUUUGGACCUUUUGUGCAUUGCGGAUCGCGAAAAUAUGCGAGUUGUUUGUCCGAAAGCCGGUUUAAAGUCGUCGCGGGACGAAGGUGAGCCAGCUGUUACGAUUCAGGAACCGGAUUUGGGACGCGUUUUGGAUGUGGCGGCAUACGGAGACCUCGUUUACGCGAUUAAUGGACCAACGUCUCAGAUGAUUCCGAUCCGAGGCUUCACGAUUCAUCCAAAGGCCGAGACAAUCAUCGAUCACUGGGGCAAAUUCGAGAAUCCGCAUAGCAUUGCUUUUUGUCCCAAUGGGUCGGCGAUGUACGUCACGGAAAUUGGACCAAAUAAAAUAUGGAAAUUUGAGCUCGUUUAAGCACGGAAUUCCAGCAAACAGACAAUUUUUGCACGAAAUUAUUGAUUUUUUAUUCAGCAGCACAAUAUUAUGUAGAGAAAAAGGUAAACAGGUAACCUCAAAAAAAUAAUUAUUCGACUUUUUUCAUAAAAAAUUAUUACAGGAUGCUAGAAUUUCUCUAAAUAGUACGCUUAGAAAGAUUCCAAAAAAUAAUUAUUGAAUUAAAAAAAAUAAUUUAUUGUUAAAGUUAAGUUUUUUAAGAGUAGAGAGAUUUAUUAAGUUAUGAAAAAUUAUUAUAAAAAAUUAUUUAUUGAUAAAAAAUGAACUUAGAGGACCCUAUAAAAAAUAACGUAAACAUAUUCAAUGGAUUACAAAGUAAAAAAAAAUAAAUGUGAUGUACUACUAGAAAACAAAAAAAAAAAUAUGUGAGUCACAAAAAUAUGUUCU